This is a messenger RNA of Cuscuta europaea, 3328 nucleotides long. The record is from the annotation of a GenBank genome assembly. NCBI's taxonomy places the organism in Eukaryota, Viridiplantae, Streptophyta, Magnoliopsida, Solanales, Convolvulaceae.
UUUGGCGCGUGUUGCCCACCGAUCCACAAUAUCCCUAUGCGGCGGACGAGAAGGACGGUGUUGACUGGGUGAGAAUUUCAGCUUCUAUCGGCCUUGCACGGCAUCACCUUAGAUCUCCGUCUCUGUAACAAUGGCAGAUCCCAUUGACUACUCGAAGACCCAGCGCAUCCUGCUCCUCAUAGAUCUUCACCCGCUCCAGACUUUCCAGAACCCUAACUCUUACCUCAUUUCAGUCUCCGCAACCGCCAGACGCCUCCUGGCCUUCGCUUCCCUCACCCAGUCGCUCUUCUCCUUCAAAUUCUUCUUCUCUUCUCUCUGCCCUUACCUCUCCACCUCCGUCGUCGAUCAACUCAUCGGCAGCUUAUUCCCCUCUUCUUUCAACCUCCCUUCCGAUACGCUAAACUCCCUCAUAGCUAUCCUCAAAUCUGUGUCUAUUCCAGCGGAAUUUGAGGUAAAACCGUCUCGUGCAUCAAAUGUCGCUAGCUCUUUGCACAGGCUCGUAUUCGAUUGCACUUGGGAAUCUGAAAAUGACGAUCUAUUGGGUAAGGCUAAUGUAGAAUUUCCUAAUAUUUCUUCGAAUGUGGUGCUUUUGUUUUCCCAUUUGCCCAACUCCUUUAGCUGCUUAUCUGAGUAUAUGAAUCUGGGUGUUAGUUCUGAAGCUUUAAGGGAUUUAGAUGGGUUUAUGGUCAAAUUUCAUGAAUUGUUUGGUAUCGUGAGCAAAGCGUUUUCUAACAGAGAUAUUCAUUUAAGUUGGAUUGAUGUGGGAGAUGGCCUCGCACCGAGUGUGGAUUGUAAUAAAUUUGACAACUUUGGUGGAUCGGUGCUUUUGGAGAAUGGGAUAAAGAGCUACGGGUGGGGCAUUUGUCCAACAUACUCAAUUGUUUUAGAUUCUGCUCUGAUUCCUUUUGGGUUGAUAUAUCCUAAAAUUGGGAUCCCAUUCCAGUUUCUGAAGUGCGCUGACUCUCGUAAAGGCCAUCUUGGACAGCUAUAUCUUGAGAUCCUUGAUGUGAAUGGAAGGCCUUUGAGGUGCAAGUGCAGCGAUCUUGAAUUCCUGGAUCUGAAUGUUUCACAAGGCGGGGUUUGCAAUGGAGAAUCAGUUUGGUCACGGUUUGGUGAAGGGGUGGUGAUAAAGAUGCAGGUUCAGGCAAUCCAGCGGUAUGAUGAUGAUGGAAAAGUUAAAAGGUGCACAUCUAGCUCUAUUCUAGUGCGUGAGUUUUCUGGUGACACAAAGAAAUGCCAAACCAAAUUUACAGAUGGUUUAUUUGCUUAUAGAGUUUUUGACAUUCUGUCUGGACAUAUGGGUGAGAAUAGACACAGAAACAACUAUGUUCCUAUCUGGAGCAUUCUGCUGAGUUUUCUAUACAAGGAAGGAUGCCAGGCCUUGGUUUCGCUUUCCAGUAAUAAUGAACAGAUUACAAGUAUUCUCAAGCCUGUGACGGCUCACUUAGCACUGCUCUCAAUUACUCAUAAUAAUAAAGAACAUGGUUGGAAUCAAUCAGAUUGUAGUGGUGUAAGAGAGAGGACUUGCAACACAUCUGCUGUAGAAACAGAUGACGCAAAUGGUUCACAACCUGAGGCUUCAACUUCUACUUAUUGUGAACCACUAAGGCAUGGGAAAAGACCAAAGAAUAAGAAGUCUGUAAACAAGCAUCUCUGUUGGAGCUCAUUUUGUAAUGCAGCUUUUGAGUGCUCUGAUUUCAAUUUGGUGGAGAUCUAUUUUGCCAGGAAACCUGAAAGUUCAAAGAUGCUAAAGUUCUUGAUGUGCUGGAUGAAGCAAAUAAAAAAGCACAGCAGCAUUUUGCUGCCAACAGCACUUCAUCAUUCAUCCCAGUCUCAGCAGCAUGUGCUGCUACCACCUUUGUUUUCUCAAGUAAACUUAACGCAGGAGAAAGAUGUAUCUUUUUCUUCCUCUGAAACUGUGGAAGUGUUCUUUGGUAAUCUCCCAAAAAGGAUUCAGCAUUGUCUAACAUCUGGAGCGGACUUGCAGAAUUUUGCAGAACGUCUUGUAAAGUUAUCAAUACACGUGAUUUCUCAAAUAUCUGAAAAAAUUCACACCUCUGGUGCAAAUAAGAAUACCAUUACAGAACUUAUGGAACUUAUAUUAAAGAAGCCCAAAGAUAUGACACCCAAAGUGGAGUUUGACAAUCCUACGUCUGAAGCAUCUGAUUUCAAUUCAACCUCAAAAAUUAUUGUUAGAGAAUAUGAGUUGCAGGUUUUCCUUCGAAUGGAAUUACUUCAUUCAGAUGUUUCUGAGAGCAUUAAAGGCUCUGUAAAACAGAAGCUUGUGAAGCAGGUUUGCUCGCUUCUCGAGAUAAUUCAGUACCUUGUUGAAGGAGGCAUUCAUGGUCAUGUUCGCCUUUAUGAUUAUGUUGAGCGGACCAUUAGGGCAAGGUACAACCAUAUUCUGGAAGAUGUUGUGACUGAAAUCUAUGCUCAAAUGGAUCUACUGCCAUUUGGUGAGGAAGAUGAAAUUCAAGCACAGCUCUUCAACAGUGAGGAUAGUGAUCAAUCAUGGAAAGAGAAUCAUGAUGGAUAUAAAAUGGCCAAACCUGACACUGUCCUACAAUCAGGUUUAGCUGGAUAUGAUGACUCCAGCCAGCCUGCUGAUGAAAAUUCCGAGUCAGCCAGAGAGGAGGAACAUGCACGCAGGAUAACUGAAGCUCGUGAAAGGAGAGAGAAAGCCAGGAGAUCUUUGUACACGAGGAUGCCAGACCUACAAAGAGUUUGGGCACCCAGGCAGCUAAAGGCCCCAAAAGGGAAAUCUGAAGGGCAGAAAGACACUAAAAGGAAACACAUGCGGAAAGCACGUUAUGGUGUGGUGUGUGAAACCCCAAUGAGUGAAAGGAAACAUAUGUGCUCUUCUGAUAGUGAAAAGGGGCAUACAGAUUCCGGUAACUCUUCACGUGUGGUUCCUAAAGCACUGUUUCAGGAUACCUGAUCAUCAGCUUCAGAUUGGUUUUAUGGGUCAAGUGGUGCGAUCAAGAAAGCUUUGCCAUUGAAGGGUUAUAGAGAAAAAACAAAUAAAGCAAAAGAACUAAAGGUCUAUAGUGACAGUACUCGCUCGCAUUACUCAUACAUCAUUGUAACACACCAAAGCUGGUGAGAAUCCCCAACAUCCCCCCCCCCCCCCCCCCCCCCCCCUUGUGUAAUUUAUUUGUAGUUUUUAGUUUCUUCUUGGAGUGGGCAAUUAAAUGUUCCAUGCCCUUUAUAGAAGAGUUUCUGUAGGAAUGUACCGUCUCAUGUUCUAUAUAAACCACUAUGUAUUGUGUUGAUUCAUAAUCAAUAGAGUUGAUCUUUCAAUUAUACCAUAUUAUUUCUAUUUUGAUUA